Drosophila gunungcola (fruit fly) is the source of this 2862-nucleotide messenger RNA. Its product is annotated as testis-specific zinc finger protein topi. NCBI's taxonomy places the organism in Eukaryota, Metazoa, Arthropoda, Insecta, Diptera, Drosophilidae. The transcript has 4 exons. Bases 352 to 2781 code for a protein of 809 amino acids. Gene Ontology annotation, biological process: regulation of transcription by RNA polymerase II. Gene Ontology annotation, molecular function: RNA polymerase II cis-regulatory region sequence-specific DNA binding; DNA-binding transcription activator activity, RNA polymerase II-specific. The record is from RefSeq and is a predicted model, not a curated record. Gene Ontology annotation, cellular component: nucleus.
GCACAUCUAAAGGUUUGAAAAGUAUUUGGAGAAUAACAAAAUACAAAGUGGCAAGCUUCCACGUUGUUAGGAACCCUAUAGAGUUGUUCGUUUUCAUAGAGUUUACUGUCAAACCAGCCAACUUUCUUUCGAUUCGUUGAAAACAAAUCUCAUUUCCCUACUUGUCAGCAGUCGCAUUGUUUCGUACGAAUUUUGAUACAAACUUUUCUAGUUCUUGGAAAAUUUCAAUCAUUAAUCUAUUUCAAUCCGUCGAACUGCGCAUGUGCAACCUGAAUUAAUACUUUAACAUCUCAAACAAGUUGUUUAGCCGAAAUUUCUCCCAAAUUGUUGCACUUUGAGAUUCCGAUAGCCAUGAAUGUCAAUGUUACGGGUGAAUAUACGCUGGCUGAGAUCGAAGUGGUUGUGGACACGGAGUUGAGUCCCGAUGACCUGCAACCCGGAGCCACAGUGCUGGCAUCCAACGAGGGUGAGGGCGACCUGGAGAAGAUCGUCAGCCACGAGGAGCUCUCUAGGUUUUUUACCGUGACACCGUCGCCAGCCAUCCAAAUGCCCACCGAAGUGGUGGUGGAGCGCACCCUGGCGGAUCCGGCUCUCAAGCAGAUCCUGCAGGAGGCUGACGGCAAGAAAGGCUUUGAUCCGCAGGCGGAGCAACUGAAGAUUCGCGACUUUUUGGCCGGGGUCAAAAGCAGCAAGAUGACCACCGAGCAGUCGGUGUUUCAUGUAUCGCGUUCCAGCUCAUUUGCAACAACCGGAUGUCGCAUAAAAUGCCCCCAAUGUCUGGUUCAGUACGAUACUGCCGCCUUCAAGAGCCACUCCUGCGAAUUCGAUGUCGAGCGGAAGCCCGUAGAAGUGGUAGUUUCCCAGCAAGAGAAGCCUCUGCCUGUCCCGACUCUGUGUGCUCCUCCUGCUGCUGCUGCUGCUCCGCCCAGCAAACCGAGCAGCGAGCGUGUGAUUCUUGAGAACCAGGUGCGCCUGUGUCGCUACAUGAAGGACGAGAUGAAGUACGACCUGACCACUGGCAUCGAUAGCUCGCGGAACCGGAAGUCGGGUAAGGGACCCAACGAGUGUACCAUGUGCGAUCGCAAGUUUGUGCAUGCUUCGGGAUUGGUGCGCCACAUGGAGAAGCACGCCCUGGAUCUGAUCCCCUUGGCGACCAGCCUGCAACCGCAUACAGUUCCGGCUGCCGGGCUCCAUGUGGUGGUCAAGUGCAACGCCUGCGGUCGACUUUUCUACGAUCCGCAGGUGGCCCUGGAGCACGGGCUCAUUCACUUUCCGGAGCAGCCACGUCUGUAUGAUUCUCCGGAAAUUCGAUCCUCCAACGCCGAGCUGGAUUUAAAGGAGUUCAUGCUGGACAGCGAAAUGUGGCUGGCGGGAGAGGUCACAAUCACAACCAUGCAGCAAAAGAUCAGCCGACUGGAGAAGGACUUAUUCACCAGUCUGAUCCUGGGCAGCAUUCUGCAGUGCGAGUUCUGCGAGUACAUCUUCGCCGACAUCGCAGAGCUGCUCAUCCACUCGGCCUCCCAUGUGGCAGAGCGGCGAUUCGAGUGCACCGCUUGCGACAUCCAGAUGAACACGGCCAAGGAGGCCAGCAUCCACUUCCAGACGGACUGCAUCUUCAUGCGCGAGGCGAACAGGUCGCUAAGUGUCACACUGAGUCGUUACUUUGUGUGCAAUGUGUGCGAGCUGAAGUUCGCCAACACGGACCUUUUGCAGGAGCAUCGGUACACCUCAUAUCACUACUUUCCGCGUCUCAACGCGAGUGGUAAGAAGCUGCUGCUGCCCUGCGAGUUCUGCGAGGUCAACUUCGAGUUUGCAAACGAGAUCCAGGCGCACAAUGAGGAGAAGCAUUUAAACAAGAAGAAACGUGAGAAGGAGACCCGCAGCACGGGCACUGGUCGCUUGCGUCAGUACCUCUGCGACAUCUGCGGGAAGUCCUACACCCAAUCUAGUCAUCUGUGGCAGCACCUGCGUUUCCACCAGGGUGUCAAGCCCUUUGUCUGUCAGGAGGAGAACUGCGACAGGAAGUUUACCAUCCGACCAGACCUGAACGACCACAUCCGGAAGUGCCACACGGGCGAACGACCAUAUCUCUGUUUGGUGUGUGGCAAGCGCUUCCUGACUGGGUCCGUCUUCUACCAGCACCGGCUCAUCCAUCGAGGCGAGCGGCGCUACGAGUGCGAGGAGUGUGGCAAGCGGUUCUACCGAGCGGAUGCCCUCAAGAACCACCAGCGCAUCCACACCGGCGAGAAGCCGUACAGCUGUCUCUUCUGCACCAAGACCUUCCGGCAGCGUGGCGACAGGGACAAGCACAUCCGGGCGCGCCACGCCCACCUGGACGCCAACUCGCGACUGAUGAUGCAGAUGCAGAAGUUCCAGCUGGAGUCGGCUGCAGCCGCCGCCCUUCAGGCCAAGCAUCAUCCGGACGAGCAAGCUCCUUUGGAGGAGGCCUCUGGCUCGGGGUCCGGAUUGGUAGAGACUGGCGAUCCGGGGAUGCAGUACUCCGUCCUGCCAGAGCAGAAUGACGAAUUGAUGUGCCUGUCAAUGAACGGCGUGAACAACAAUUUCCUUAUGUCGCAGUAUGGCCAGGCAGUGCCAAUGGAGGCGGGUGGCUCAGAGCAGGAGAUAAUUGUCUUCGAAGAUCCGGCCCAGCAGGAUAUGGAUAUGUUGAGCAUGUUCGAGCCGCAGCCAGGUCAGCCGCCAAUGCAAGGUGGUGAAAAUGCCAGGGUGGUUGUUGUCAAAAACAAUCCGUCCCACCCACUGUUUUCGGAUACUUAUAUGUAAAAGUCGAAUUCAAAUUUGAAUAAAGCGCCAUAGGAAUACAGGGGCCACUGGCUAAUGGUGGUGCCACCUUGGUAGUGGCUA